Messenger RNA from Sphenostylis stenocarpa, 1872 nucleotides. The record is from the annotation of a GenBank genome assembly. Lineage: Eukaryota; Viridiplantae; Streptophyta; Magnoliopsida; Fabales; Fabaceae.
AUGAUUCGGUUCUACUCAACCUUAGCAAAAUCUUUACAUUCUGAAAAUUAUUGUAGACUUGUCUCUUUGAUUGACUCAUGCAAGUCAAUGCAAGAAAUUAAGCAGACCCAUGCACAAUUAGUAACCACAGCUCUAAUCUCACACCCUGUUUCAGCCAACAAGCUCCUCAAGUCUGCUGCCUGUGCUUCUCUUUCUUAUGCCCAGAAACUGUUUGAUCAAAUUCCUCAUCCAGACUUGUUCAUUUACAACACCAUGAUCAAAGCACAUUCUUUGUUACCUCAUUCCUGCCACAAUUCCCUUGUGGUUUUCCGCUCGUUAACCCGAGAUUUGGACCUUUUUCCGAAUCGAUAUAGCUUUGUGUUUGCUUUUGGUGCCUGUGGCAAUGGGCUGGGCCUGCAGGAGGGAGAGCAGGUUCGCGUUCAUGCUGUGAAAGUUGGUUUGGAGAACAAUGUGUUUGUUGUGAAUGCCUUGAUUGGUAUGUAUGGGAAGUGGGGAAUUGUGGAGGAUGGCUGGAAGGUAUUUCAAUGGGCUGUGGAUAGAGACUUGUAUUCUUGGAACACCAUGAUUUCUGCCUACGUUGGAUCCGGUGACAUGAGUCGAGCUAAGGAAUUGUUUGAUGGAAUGCCAGAAAGAGAUGUUGUGUCAUGGAGUACUAUAAUAGCUGGUUAUGUUCAGGUUGGUUGUUUCAUGGAGGCUUUGGAUUUUUUCCACGAGAUGUUGCAAAUAGGUCCCAGGCCAAAUGAAUAUACCCUUGUAAGUGCUCUUGCCGCUUGUUCAAAUCUAGUAGCAUUGGAUCAAGGAAAGUGGAUACACUCUUACAUUGGGAGAGGCGAGAUUAAAAUGAAUGAAAAGGUUCUAGCCAGCAUCAUUGACAUGUAUGCAAAGUGUGGGGAAAUAGAAUCAGCAUUCAAAGUUUUCUAUGAGCACAAGGUAAAACAAAAAGUUUGGCCAUGGAAUGCCAUGAUUGGUGGGUUCGCAAUGCAUGGAAAACCCAACGAGGCCAUAAAUGUCUUUGAACAAAUGAAGGUUAAAAACGUUUCUCCUAAUAAAGUCACAUUCGUUGCCUUAUUGAAUGCUUGUAGCCAUGGUUAUAUGGUCGAGGAGGGGAAAUUAUAUUUCAGAUUGAUGGUUUGUGAUUAUGGUAUUACCCCAGAAAUAGAGCAUUAUGGAUGCAUGGUAGAUCUACUUAGUCGUUCUGGUCUCCUGAAAGAGGCUGAAGACAUGAUUUCAAGUAUGCCAAUGGCUCCAGAUGUUGCAAUCUGGGGAGCACUUUUGAAUGCUUGUAGAAUCUACAAAGACAUGGAGCGAGGAUAUAGAGUAGGAAGGAUCAUUAAAGACAUGGAUCCUAACCAUAUAGGGUGUCAUGUUCUAUUGAGUAAUUUAUAUUCAACAUCUGGGAGAUGGAAUGAAGCAAGAAUGCUGAGAGAAAAGAAUGAACUCAGUAAUGAUAAAAAAAAGAUUCCUGGUUGCAGCUCAAUUGAAUUGAAGGGGACAUUCCAUCAGUUCCUUGUUGGAGAUCGAUCCCAUCCUCAAAGUAAGGAGAUUUAUUCAUUUUUGGAUGAGAUGACAAUCAAGUUGAAAAGUGCUGGGUAUGUUCCAGAGUUAGGGGAACUUUUGCAUGAUCUUGAUGAUGAGGAAGAUAAAGAGACUGCUCUGUCUGUUCACAGCGAGAAGUUGGCUAUUGCUUUUGGAUUGAUGAACACAUCAUAUGGAACUCCAAUUCGCAUUGUAAAGAAUUUAAGGGUUUGUGGGGAUUGCCACCAAGCAACAAAGUUCAUCUCCAAAGUUUAUGACCGUGUAAUUAUAGUACGAGACAGGACUAGGUAUCACCACUUCAAAGAUGGAAUCUGUUCAUGCAAAGACUACUGGUAG